Molecule: messenger RNA, 2446 nt
Organism: Lampris incognitus (smalleye Pacific opah)
Lineage: Eukaryota; Metazoa; Chordata; Actinopteri; Lampriformes; Lampridae
Gene: nfyal
Product: nuclear transcription factor Y, alpha, like
Exons: 10
Coding region: 374-1444 (356 amino acids)
Biological process (GO): regulation of transcription by RNA polymerase II
Cellular component (GO): CCAAT-binding factor complex
Molecular function (GO): DNA-binding transcription factor activity, RNA polymerase II-specific; RNA polymerase II cis-regulatory region sequence-specific DNA binding
Source: RefSeq, a predicted model, not a curated record
AAAUUACUAACCCCUCAAAAUACAAAAAAAAAAAAAAACAUCGAGAUUUCGACCGUCCGGACCCCUGACGGAUAGUUUGAACUGAAAGACCUUGUUCUUUACAAUUAGCUUUAGCUGUAGUGUGUGUGUGCGCAAAACGCGAUCGGCGUGCCCGUCGAACGCUAGCUUCGUGGCUAAAGUCCCGCAUUUCAAACAAAGGAAUGCCUUUUCACAUUUUCACCCAGCUAGCAGCGCAUGUUGGCAAGCUAACCGCAGUAUAUCAGCAACAGCUCACUUCACCAGUCAUGGGCCAACACCUGUGGGUCGACUAACGACAGCGAGCUAACAGUCAGAUCACGCAUCUUGCAUGGAAGGACUGUAACACAAUCUAGUUAUGGAGCAGUACACCACUGCCACAACCACCAGUGGGGAGCAGAUAGUCGUGCAGACUACCAAUGGACAGAUCCAACAACAGACACAGGGCACAGUGACGGCUGUGCAACUGCAAACAGAGGCGCCAGUGGUGACGGCCUCGGGCCAGCAGGUGCAGACACUCCAGGUAGUCCAGGGCCAGCCUCUGAUGGUCCAGGUGAGCGGCGGGCAGCUCAUCACAUCAUCAGGACAACCUAUAAUGGUACAGGCCAUGUCAGGGGGUCAGGGCCAGACCAUUAUGCAGGUCCCCGUGUCUGCAGCCCAGGGACUUCAGCAGAUCCAGCUGGUGCAGCCAGGCCAAAUCCAGCUACAGGGUGGUCAGACCCUCCAGCUCCAAGGUCAGCAGGGCCAGCCCCAGCAGAUCAUCAUCCAGCAACCCCAGGCAGCCAUCACAGCUGGGCAGAACCAGGGCCAGCAGAUCAGUGUGCAGGGACAACAGGUGGCCCAGACAGCUGACGGACAGACCAUUGUGUACCAGCCUGUUAACGCAGACGGCACCGUGUUGCAACAAGGAAUGAUCACCAUUCCAGCAGCCAGCUUGGCCGGUGCCCAGAUCGUGCAAGCUGGGGGUGCCAGCACCAACACAACCAACAGCGGCCAAGGAACUGUGACCGUCACCCUGCCAGUCUCAGGCAACAUGGUCAAUGCAGGUGGAAUGGUCAUGGUAAGACCCUCCACAGAGAUGGUGCCUGGUGGUGGCACCGUGCCCACUAUGCAGAGGAUCCCCCUUCCAGGGGCAGAGAUGCUGGAGGAAGAGCCUCUGUACGUUAACGCCAAGCAGUACCACCGCAUCCUGAAGCGACGACAAGCCCGCGCCAAGCUAGAAGCCGAGGGCAAGAUCCCCAAAGAGAGGAGGAAAUAUCUACAUGAGUCUCGUCACCGCCACGCCAUGCAACGCAAGCGGGGAGAUGGGGGUCGCUUCUUUUCACCCAAGGAGAAGGACGAAAUGGCUUUGGCCCUGGCUCAGCAACAGCAGGAUGUGGCUCAGGCAGCAGCAGAUGACACGGUGGCGCAGAUGAUCCGUGUCUCAUAGCCCCAUCAGCAACACGGUACCUCCCAUCUGCGGACAGAAAACCCUGCCUGAGACUCAUCACCAUAGGUAACCAAUCCGCAGCACCGACUCACCUCACCUGUUUUCAGCCAUCCACAGCCCCAACCACUGGGUUUCUUCUAUUUUCUGUUGACUCCUCCCUUGGUCUUCUAUAGAGAUGGCCAUGUGGCCACCGAUCCCAUGAGCUUCUCAUUUCUUUUCUGAAAUGGAGGAUUCCUCCCAGUCAGCUGACCUCGCCAGCAACUUAUGAGCAGCUUUUGCUUUUCAGAAUGACACUUAAUUUGACAGCAGUAAAAUAAGAAGAUAUGUGAAACUGGGGCUGUACUUGUGGCAACUUUGGAAAUGGCAGCAUUGAAGCCAUACUCUGUUCAAACCAUGGUAUAUCAAAGGCUGAAUUUUUCACCAGUGGACACUUGUUACUUUACUACGUUUUUUCCCCAAAUCUUUCCCCAAAUCCGUCUUUCCCCAAAUGCAAGGAUAGUUGUAAAUUUUCAUGUGAAAGUUAAAAUCUUGAUACACUAUUAGCCUAGCCUGUAUGUACUAUUUCAUUGUAUAUUGUUUUCCCCACCCUCAGUUCAUAUGUUUUCGUGGGGGGGUGGACAAGUAGGAUUAACUUUAGUCCAUUGCGAAAAUUGAAAAAUACAAUGUCACAAUAUUGUACAGAAUUUCUUUUUACCCGUCAAGGUGUAACAGCUGUACUUGUAAGGCACCCAGUUUUUUCUGUAUCUGAGGAAUUUUAUACAAUCUUUUUUCAAUAUUAGACUCAUGUUUGUAAGCAACUCAUUAAUGUGACUUCAGACUGUAUCCUUGUAGAUACCUACUCGUGGUCUGUAAAUCCACCAUAAUGGUGUUUUUUUUAUUUAAAUACUAGAUAAUAGGUUGUUUUUUUCAUCCAUCUGAUGCAGUUCUUCAAUAUUUUUUUAAAAUUAGAAAAUAAAGUUUGAAAAUUAUUUCAUGAAAAAAUACGUGCUUAUUAAAUUUUGU